AUGACAGACGUUUCGAUUCUAGCGUCCCUCCUCGGAUUUGCCCCGGGAGCCGUUGGUGGUUUUUGCAGUGUUUUUGUAGGCCAUCCUAUUGAUUUGGUCAAAGUCCGCCAGCAAGUUGGUACUGGAGCAUUCAAGGCUCCUGCCGAUAGUGCAGCUACAGCCCUUGCUGCCACUCGGUCGUUCGGCGGUAACUCUACGUUUGGGAUGUUACGCUCUAUUUUUUUGAAAGAGGGAAUCCACGGUUUAUAUUGUGGGGUGCAGGCCCCCUUGCUUGCUGUUACUCCUGGUUUUGCAGUCAGCUUUUGGAGUUUUGAUUUUGCCGGAAAGUCGAUUCGGGACUACAAUCGCAUAGCACGAAGCGAUGAACUUAGUUUGAAGCAUGCCACUCUAGCUGGUGGUUUCUCUGGAAUUCCACUUGCCUUGAUACUCGGACCUACAGAGCGCAUCAAGUGCUUGAUGCAAGUUGAGAAGGGAAAGUACAACGGCUUUUUUGAUUGUGCAAGAAAGGUGUACAAAGAAGGUGGUAUGCGGUCUGUCACUAAGGGUACUUUCAGCACCGCAUUGCGAGAUGUUCCUGGCAAUGCUGCUUACUUUGGAAGCUACGAGUAUGUGAAGAAACUGUCAUGCGAUUUGGAAGGACGAGAAAAAGCAUCAAUUAUGGGUACCCUUCUUGCGGGUGGAUGUGCAGGUGUUGGAAACUGGAUCGUCGCAAUUCCAUUUGAUACAGUGAAAUCGAGAUGGCAAACUGCCCCUGCAGGAAAGUACAAGAGUGUAUUGGAUGUCUUGCAAACAUUGCUCCGCGAAGAAGGACCUUCUGCGCUAUUUCGUGGUUUGUCUCCUGCUUUGUUGAGGGCUUUCCCCGCCAAUGCUGCGUGCUUGCUAGGAGUGGAAACAGUGAGGAGUCUAAUAGAAAACAGAUGA
Cylindrotheca closterium is the source of this 921-nucleotide messenger RNA. NCBI's taxonomy places the organism in Eukaryota, Bacillariophyta, Bacillariophyceae, Bacillariales, Bacillariaceae. The record is from the annotation of a GenBank genome assembly.